Molecule: messenger RNA, 1712 nt
Organism: Salvelinus namaycush (lake trout)
Lineage: Eukaryota; Metazoa; Chordata; Actinopteri; Salmoniformes; Salmonidae
Gene: tpst2
Product: tyrosylprotein sulfotransferase 2
Exons: 7
Coding region: 155-1228 (357 amino acids)
Biological process (GO): peptidyl-tyrosine sulfation
Cellular component (GO): Golgi apparatus
Molecular function (GO): protein-tyrosine sulfotransferase activity
Source: RefSeq, a predicted model, not a curated record
AAAGUACCUCUCUACCUAUACUUCAACAGGGUCAGUCUCACUGAAACUUAAAAUCUGUUCUACAAGAAAAACCUGGUCAAAAUAGCAGCACACACAGUUGGCCUCCUGCCUAUGACCAAGAGAUCAUGACCAAGCACAACCAUCUCCAUCAGUGAUGCGUGUGUCAGCACGGAGGGUGUUAACAGGGCUCCUUAUCCUGGGUGGAAUCUCCACCCUGACCCAGUUCCUGCGUUUCUGUCUACCCUGCCGGCAGCCAUCCCAGGGUGCGGGCGAACCUGUGACCGUGCUGGUCCGGGACGGGUGGAGGGUCAGUUCUGACAUUCCCCUGGUGUUUGUGGGAGGGGUGCCUCGUUCCGGGACCACCCUGAUGAGGGCCAUGCUGGACGCCCACCCUGCGGUGCGGUGUGGGGAGGAGACGAGGGUCGUGCCCAGGAUACUGGGCCUUAAGCUGGGCUGGGCUGCUGAGAAGGAGGGGGUCAGCACCAAGGUCCUGGACCGAGCGGUCACUGCCUUCCUCCUUCAAAUCAUAGCAGGACACGGGGAGCCAGCACCUCUACUCUGCAAUAAAGAUCCCUUUACUUUGAAGAGCGCUAAGUACCUCGCUCACCUUUUUCCCAACUCUAAGUUCCUGUUGAUGCUGAGAGAUGGCCGAGCGGCGGUGUACUCUAUGAUUUCGCGUCGCGUGACGAUCGGUGGCUUUGACCUCUCCAGCUAUAGGGACUGCCUGGCCAAGUGGAGCCGAGCCACACAGGCCAUGCUGACACAGUGCACUCAGGUGGGCAGUAAGAGGUGCCUGGCUGUGAGGUAUGAGAGGCUGGUCCUCCACCCUCGUUCCACCCUGCAGACAGUGCUAAAGUUCCUGGGUCUGCCGUGGCACGAGGGGGUUCUGCACCAUGAAGAGGCUAUUGGAAAACCUGGAGGAGUGUCACUGUCAAAAACGGAACGGUCCACAGACCAGGUGAUGAGGCCAGUGAACUUAGACGCUCUGACUCGGUGGGUAGGUCACAUGCCCCCAGACGUAAUGGCAGACAUGGACGCUAUCGCCCCCAUGCUGGGGAGACUAGGCUACGACCCCAAAGCCAACCCACCUAACUACGGACAGCCUGACCCACAGUUCCUCAACAACACACAAAGGCUUCUGAGGGGAGACUUUAAAACUCCCGUAGCAAGCCUACAUCUGAACGGACGUCCCCUGAUGUCCAUGAAAGGUUCACAGACAGAGAGGUGACAGGGUCAGCGCCUGGAACAACGGUCACCCCUGACCUAUGACCCCUGAUUAUCCUCUCAGGGAAGACAACAGCAUCAACCAAAACGGUGGUGGCUAAGCACCAAGCACAGUCAGAGGGCAUAACCAUGCAUGUGCUCUAGACCUCAUUGAUAGGAAGAAGUGAUGUCCAAUGGAGAAAAGUAUAUUAUAUCGUUUUUUUUACAUUUCUAAAAUGUGUUUACUUACUUGAAUAGGUUCUCCCACUGCCUCCGUUUUUUGGGGUCCUUACAAAAACAAAAUAAUGGGCAAUCUUCACUAUAUUUUUGGUGAUAUCAAAGUGCCGCCAGGAGCCAUGUGGAUGAAUGGAGACAAGGGAAAAAAUAGGCUAUUUUAGAAUCCGAGAAUUAAUUACUUACACAAUCGUCUCUAACAUGUAGGCUCAGCUUUCCUGAACAAUCCAAUUACAAGUCAGAAUGUUGAAUAAACUUAUUUUUAACAUACUUUA